Messenger RNA from Sinocyclocheilus rhinocerous, 1351 nucleotides. RefSeq names its product cGMP-dependent protein kinase 1-like. Lineage: Eukaryota; Metazoa; Chordata; Actinopteri; Cypriniformes; Cyprinidae. The record is from RefSeq and is a predicted model, not a curated record. Gene Ontology annotation, cellular component: cAMP-dependent protein kinase complex. Gene Ontology annotation, biological process: regulation of protein phosphorylation. The transcript is spliced from 9 exons. The coding region runs from base 275 to 1351 and encodes 358 amino acids. Gene Ontology annotation, molecular function: ATP binding; cGMP-dependent protein kinase activity; cAMP-dependent protein kinase regulator activity.
CGACAGCUUGCGACUGACGUAUUUGGACAAGAAAUGAAUGCCCUGUGAAACUUCUUCGUCUCCCGAAUGUGAUGUUUGCAGGCGCCGUGGGUGUUUCCCCGCUCAUUCCUCCGGUAUAAGUGACCCGAUAGCACGCCGGUGGAUCGGCGCGCCACAUUUUUUGGCGACAUUACCACGGAAAACACGACCCAAAGCGGUUUGUUUGAAUUUCAUGACCGAAAACUGACCGUUCGCCAAGUUGGAAACGACUCCGGAUCGUUAACUGUGGGGAGAAAUGGGCACUUUACGCGAUCUCCAGUACGCGUUACAGGAGAAGAUUGAAGAACUGAGACAGAGAGACGCGCUGAUUGAUGAACUGGAGUUGGAGCUGGACCAGAAAGACGAACUCAUCCAGAAGCUUCAGACUGAGUUAGACAAAUACCGAUCCGUUAUAAGACCGGCAACUCAACAAGUCCACAAGCAGAAGAGUGUCCUUCAAGAGCAGCAGAGGACUAAGAGACAGGCGAUCUCAGCCGAACCCACAGCCUUUGAUAUUCAAGACCUCAAUCACGUCACCCUGCCUUUCUACCCAAAGAGCCCACAGUCUAAAGAACUAAUCAAAGAAGCCAUUCUUGACAAUGACUUCAUGAAGAACCUGGAGCUGUCUCAGAUUCAGGAGAUUGUGGACUGCAUGUACCCUGUGGAGUAUGAUAAAGAAAGUUGUAUCAUCAAAGAAGGCGAUGUGGGCUCCCUGGUCUAUGUCAUGGAAGAUGGCAAGGUGGAGGUGACAAAGGAAGGCAUGAAACUCUGCACCAUGGGACCGGGGAAGGUGUUUGGAGAGCUCGCCAUCCUCUACAACUGCACCAGGACUGCUACGGUACAGACCCUCACAAAUGUGAAGUUAUGGGCCAUCGACCGCCAGUGUUUCCAGACCAUCAUGAUGAGGACCGGACUCAUCAAGCAUGCAGAGUACAUGGAGUUUCUGAAGAGCGUUCCGACAUUCCAUGGCCUUCUGGAAGAAAUACUCAGCAAGCUAGCUGAUGUGCUGGAGGAGACUCACUACAGUGAUGGAGAGUACAUUAUCAGACAAGGUGCCAGAGGGGACACGUUCUUUAUCAUUAGCAAGGGAAAGGUGAACGUUACUCGAGAAGAUCCACCCAAUGGGACCCCUGUCUAUCUGCGGGCCUUAGGUAAAGGAGACUGGUUUGGAGAAAAAGCUCUUCAAGGAGAAGACAUCAGGACGGCUAAUGUCAUCGCCGCUGAAGCUGUCACCUGCCUCGUCAUCGACAGAGAGUCCUUCAAACACUUGAUUGGAGGUCUGGACGAUGUCUCGAACAAAGGCUAUGAUGAUGCUGGCGCCAAAGCAAAGUAA